UGGUACUGAUGAGGGAUGAGUCAGGCUAUAUGAUGCUGAUGAUGCUGCCAUUUCAUCAGCAAAUUUUACAAACAUUCUUUCGUGUAUUAUUAUGAGAUUGAAGAUUCGAUUUCGGAAAUGGAUUUUUAAACAACAAUAACAAGUCUUAAUAUUAAUAUUAGGUGACGCUCUUGGUGAUUAUGGUUCUCGGUACGAUUGCACCGUUAUAAAGGAAACUAGUUGCAUAGGCUAUUAUUUGUAACAAAACCUGCUCGGAUGUGUGUGUGGAUGCUUUGCUUGGGGACGCAGCUUGUUUUACAAACCGACACACAAUGAAGACCAUGGGUUUUGCCUUUGCAAGACAUUAAGGAGCUUGACUGAGAUCUCAUGAGAUAUGGAAGCUAUAUGGCUAUACCAGUUCCGAUUGAUCGUCAUUGGCGACUCGACAGUAGGCAAGUCUUGUCUGAUCAGACGUUUCACAGAGGGGCGUUUUGCACAGGUGUCUGACCCCACCGUCGGAGUGGAUUUCUUUUCCCGUCUGGUGGAGAUUGAGCCAGGCAAACGCAUCAAACUGCAGAUCUGGGACACGGCUGGACAAGAGAGGUUCAGAUCUAUCACCAGGGCUUACUACCGUAAUUCAGUGGGUGGCCUGCUGCUGUUUGACAUCACUAAUCGUCGCUCCUUCCAGAAUGUCCAUGAGUGGCUAGAGGAGGCGCGCAGCCACGUGCAGCCGCACAACAUCGUCUUCCUGCUGGUGGGCCACAAGUGUGACCUGGAGCCGCAGCGGCAGGUGAGCCAGCAGGAAGCAGAGAAGCUGGCGGUGGCCUACGGCAUGCGCUAUGUGGAGACGUCGGCGCGCGACGCUAUUAACGUCGAACGAGCUUUCACAGAGCUGACACGUGAUAUCUUUGAGCUUGUCAAACGGGGCGACAUCACCAUCCAAGAAGGCUGGGAGGGGGUGAAGAGUGGCUUCGUGCCCAACGUAGUGCACUCGUCUGAGGAAGUGACCAAGAGUGAUCGCCGCUGCCUCUGCUGAUUGGCCAUGCCCUGCAGCUGCAUCAUGCUUCUCCUCUGCAAACCCAGUCAUAUUGUGCUCCUUUAGCUUGGCCUCUUACACUGCCUUCUCGAUCGGUGAGCUCCUGAACACAGCUGUAUAUAGCAGAACCCAGAUCCAUUUUUAGGACACUUCUAGGUUCCUUCAACCUCACUCCUGAGUAGUUCUGCACAAACCCAGGCCUUGAUCUUGUUCAAAUAUCAGUUUAAAGAUAAUGAAAGCACCAUUUUUAUUGCAAAGAAAAGAGCUCUGGACUAAACUGGAUGGACCAUGCACAGAAAAGCAUAACCAGGAAGAGUGUUACAUUAAGAAUGCUUAAAUAAGUGAAUACCUUGGCUCCUUGACCUAGUUGUGGUCUUAUGAACCCAAGACAGAAGGCAAAUUCAGCCAUCAGUGUCCUGUUCUCCCCCAACCUAAACAGUUUGUGGAGAUAUGAAAAGGCAGAAUCAUACAACUCAGAGUAUCACUACUGUACAUCUUUGGUUGCCACGUUGUGUUCUACUUUAUUACCAUCUAUUUGCUGUUUAUCUCAUUUGAAACAUUUUAAAGAAUGUUACCUGUUUUCACAGGAAGCAUGCAGCGAGCUUUCCAUUGAGCUUACUUGCUGGUCUGAUUUGCAAAUCUAACUCCAUUUCUGCUAUGAAUACAAGCGCCAUAACUUGGUUAUUCGUAAAUGAUUCACUCACAUGCAGUAACCUCUGAUGUUUAACUAUUAACCGGGAUGUCAGAUGGAACAUUUCAGAGAUGCAAAGAAGGACAAGUGUAACGCAAACACCAGUCACAGCUUUUAAAAACGACGACAUCUGUUUCCUCCUUAUUAUUCUAGCAUCUAGUCUCUUUUCCUUUCUGAUCCAGUCUUUAAACGAACAUUCGGAAUAGGGUCUUCUUUAGCGCUUUAACCCUUUCAUAUCCAUCAAAGAAAUUUUAUUGUUUGACUAUUAACCAAUACAUUGUCAUUUAACAGGUUGAACCAACUAUUAGCUAUGUAUUUAUUGAUCUUGUAUGAAAGAUGAAAUGUAAUACCAAUAAAAUGUGACAUGAAAGAUUAUUAAUGAAAGACUA
Molecule: messenger RNA, 2095 nt
Organism: Ictalurus punctatus (channel catfish)
Lineage: Eukaryota; Metazoa; Chordata; Actinopteri; Siluriformes; Ictaluridae
Gene: rab39ba
Product: RAB39B, member RAS oncogene family a
Exons: 3
Coding region: 374-1015 (213 amino acids)
Biological process (GO): Rab protein signal transduction
Cellular component (GO): Golgi membrane
Molecular function (GO): GTP binding; GTPase activity
Source: RefSeq, a predicted model, not a curated record